AUGGGUGAUGAGAAAGGCAAGAAGAUUUUUGUUCAGAAGUGUGCCCAGUGCCAUACUGUGGAAAAGGGAGGCCAGCACAAGACUGGGCCAAAUCUCCACGGUCUGUUUGGGCGAAAGACAGGUCAGGCUGUCGGAUUCUCUUACACAGAUGCCAACAAGAACAAAGGCAUCACCGGGGGAGAGGAGACGCUGAUGGAGUGUUUGGAGAAUCCCAAGAAGUACAUCCCUGGAACAAAAAUGAUCUUCGCUGGCAUUAAGAAGGGAGAAAGGGCAGACUUGAUAGCUUAUCUCAAAAAAGCUACUAAUGCAUAAUCGUUGGCCACUGCCUUAUUUAUUAUGAAACAAAUGUCUCAUGACUUUUUAUGUGUACCAUAUUUAAACUGGUCUCAUACACUAGAAUUCAGAUCAUGAAUAGCUAAUGUGAUAUUUCUGUCCUGAUUUAAAUAAGAUUGGCUUGUGGCUAAAUGAA
This is a messenger RNA of Mesoplodon densirostris (Blainville's beaked whale), 469 nucleotides long. RefSeq names its product cytochrome c-like. Gene Ontology annotation, molecular function: heme binding; electron transfer activity. The record is from RefSeq and is a predicted model, not a curated record. Lineage: Eukaryota; Metazoa; Chordata; Mammalia; Artiodactyla; Ziphiidae. Gene Ontology annotation, biological process: mitochondrial electron transport, ubiquinol to cytochrome c; mitochondrial electron transport, cytochrome c to oxygen. Bases 1 to 312 code for a protein of 103 amino acids. Gene Ontology annotation, cellular component: mitochondrial intermembrane space. The transcript has a single exon.